This is a messenger RNA of Carassius auratus (goldfish), 924 nucleotides long. RefSeq names its product septin-9-like. The record is from RefSeq and is a predicted model, not a curated record. Lineage: Eukaryota; Metazoa; Chordata; Actinopteri; Cypriniformes; Cyprinidae. The transcript is spliced from 4 exons. Bases 61 to 924 code for a protein of 287 amino acids.
GACUGAACAGAGAGGGGGGGCCUAGAGGGAGAGAGUGACUAAACUCUCUGAAAAAGCAAAAUGGGAAGUCUGCAAAUAAAAGGAGAGGAGAAGAAAUGCUACAAACCACAUGUUGCUGUUUGGAGCCAUAAUCCAGCUAUGCUGCGAGACAGAAUCACUGCCCUGAAACGCUCAUUUGAAGUGGAAGAUGUGGACUCCUCCUCACACUCUUCAUUACCUCACACACGACAAGCACCAUCCAAUGUCCAGCGUUUGGCAAUGUCCCAGGCUAGCAGAUGGUAUUAUGAGCUGGGCUCCAAUGGUACAAAGCCCCCUGACACCUCAAAGCCCAAAGCUCGAACCCCUGAACCUCUGUCACGUAGAACAGGGCUAGGCUUUGACAUCUCAUCCAACAACAAUGGCAAAGCUAUUGAAGGCUCUCCCAGUCCUGUCAUGGCUCGGUUUGGGCUGAGGAGGCCAGAUAUCUUGAGCCACGGAAAGACCCCUGAAACGCAGAAGCACUCAGUCACCUUCAACAAGACACUGGAGACCAUUGACCCCAUUAAAAAUGGAGCAUCUAUCACCAUUCACCAUGCUAGUGCUAAACUCCCAGAGACCACCGUCAGGAAAAGUGAGCCACCAAGCCCUGCAGAUGGAUCAGCAAGAAAGCCUGAAAUCAGUGUCACAAAAUCAUCAGACACUAAAGGUCAUGACAGUCUUCAGCAUCCACCAGUUACAAGAAGGUGUCCAUCACCUAAUCAUGUUGGACGGAAAUCCCCUUGUUCUAAUGGGCAUAGUAAGUACAAUCCACUUAAACAGAUGGGCAAGAAAGUCAGUAUCUGCAAAAUGCUGCGAGAUGUUUCUUUAGAUUUCCUACAAACACCUGAAUUCCUGAAUGCACCAACUCUACUGAAACUGAGCUUGGCUCGCAGACUGACGAUAUGA